CUUAUUUACUUAAACUUGAGCUGCCCCCAUCUCUGAUCGUCGAUCGACGGAGAUCCCCCUUUUCCCUGCCGUCGAUUCACCAAAAUCGGACCCGAACUUCGAGCCACUCAGAAUCUCAUGUCCCUGUUAGCUGACUCUUGAUGGCAAAAACCCUGAUCUAGCAAACCAUUCUGUCCUCUCCACUAUCUGUUAUAAAAAAGGGUUUUAUCUUUGUGCUUCGUGUGGGUUGACAGUACACUGAGAUUCGUAAAUUAGUUCGCCAAUCUUGAUCUGUCCGAGCUCCCGAAGACACGUGGCGAUCUGGGUCCUGUUUCACUUCCAUUCCAGCUUAAAUCUCAGUGAGAUAAGAAAAUGCUGAUAUAUGCGAAAUUUAAGCUGCUUACACUGAGAAGCAUUCUGGGCUGGUUGUAGUUUUUCUUUCAAGAGCUUGGCUUCUUGCAUUACAAGUGGAUUUAAUUUCUACAUGGAAGCGAACAUAGAGGAGGCUCUUAGGGCAAAAGAAAUUGCUGAGAAGCGAUUUGCUGAGAAAGACUUUGCAGGGGCACAAAAUUAUGCGUUGAAGGCUAAAAAUUUAUAUCCUAGUCUGGAAGGGAUAGCUCAAAUGGUGGCCACAUUUGACGUUUAUAUUGCUUCUGAGGGUAAAGGCAAUGGCGGAGUUGACUAUUAUUCUGUUCUUGGUUUGAAGCCUUCCGCGGAUAAAGAUGCUGUCAAGAAGCAGUAUAGGAAAAUGGCUGUGUUAUUGCACCCUGAUAAAAAUAAAACAGUUGGAGCAGAUGGGGCCUUCAAACUCGUAUCUGAAGCUUGGACACUGUUAUCUGAUAGUUUUAAUAGAACUUCCUAUAACUUCAAGAGAAACAAGCCGAUGGGAUCUGUGGCGCAGAACAAUCCAUCUUAUGUUCAAAAUGCUGGGGUUGCAGGAUAUAAUAAAUGUUCUAAUUCAUCGGCCUCUCAUGGGCUUGAUACUUUCUGGACUGUUUGCACCUCUUGCAAAGUCCAGUAUGAGUAUCUCCGGAAGUACGUUAAUAAAAGACUUUCGUGUAAGAAUUGCCGUGGUACUUUCAUUGCUGUGGAGACUGGGACUGCCCCAGUUAAUGGUUCUUUUCCUUACUCUCCUUGGUCAUAUGUGCCAAGUAAUGGACAUAGCGGUCACGGAUAUGAUGGGGUUACAUAUGUCCCAACCAAUGGCAACUAUUUUGCAGGAAAUGGAGUCUCUGGAUACCAUUCUGGACACGGAUAUGAGUAUGUCUCUAAUAUGUCAUUUCAUUUGACAUCAUACUCUGGAAGUUCUACUGGAAUCAUCAGUCCUAAUGGAUCAUGUGCUUUCCCCAGUGAUGCCGUUUAUCAGGCUAAUGGAAAUGCUCAUGUAGCUGGAGCAAAGGCUAAAGCAAGGGCCAAUGGGAAACGAAUGAUGAGAGAUGCUAUUGCUAACGUAAAUUCAAAUGUAUCUGCUGGACGUAAUGAAGCUUCAGGAUCUAAGGGCAGUAGCCCCGAUAAAAGAAGGAAGAUUAUCGUGGGUACCAGCUUCAGAAAUGGAUGUGAAGAAAAGGGGUCACAGAAUGCUUCUGAAGGAAGGUUAGCUAAUGAAAAUGCAAAAUUUGGGUUUGACUCGAAGCUUCCCAGUCCAAAUGAGAUUUCCGCCAGACCUUCCCCCAUUGCACCUGCAUUUGAUGCUCGAAAGAUGUUAAUGGACAAGGCAAGGACAGAAAUUCAGAAGAAAUUGGAAGAAAUUAGGUUAGCUUCUGCUGAAGUCAUUCAAUCUGGAGUGGUUUCAAAAAGAGCAAAUGCAGAUCUUUCUCGUCGUCUUUCAAAGCCACUUAAAAGUAAGCCGGUCUCAAUAACCGUCCCUGACCCUGACUUUCAUGAUUUUGACAAAGAUAGAUCAGAAGAAUGCUUCAAGCCAAAGCAAAUAUGGGCUCUAUAUGAUGAGGAUGAUGGUAUGCCUCGUUUGUAUUGUCUGAUCCGUGAGGUUGUCUCAGUUUCACCAUUUAAGAUUCACAUCACUUACUUGAAUUCUAAAACUGAUAGUGAAUUUGGCUUAGUCAAUUGGGUCGGUUCUGGGUUUACCAAGUCUUGUGGAAACUUCAGAACACGGAAUUCUGACGUCGUUGAUCAAGUCAAUGUUUUUUCCCACAUCUUGAGAGGGAGGAAAGCCGGCAGGGGAGGUUGUAUUCGUAUAUACCCUAAAAGUGGGGACAUUUGGGCUGUUUACAGAAAUUGGUCACCAGAUUGGAACAUAUCGACCCCAGAUGACGUGAGGCACCAGUAUGAUAUGGUAGAGGUGCUUGAUGAUUAUUCUGAAGAAUUUGGGGUUUGUGUUAUCCCUCUUGUUAAAUUGGCAGGGUACAAGACAGUAUACCAAAGCAACACUAACAAGGACGCUAUAAGAUGGAUUGCAAGGCAAGAAAUGUUACGAUUUUCGCACCAGGUGCCGUCCUGCUUGCUAGAUGGGGAAACAAAUGAUUUGCCAGACAAGUGUUGGGAUCUUGAUCCAGCUGCAACUCCAGAUGAACUGCUCCACGCAAUAACAACAGAAGUGAAGACUUGAAAGAAACCUGGUCAAUCAAAGAAUGCAAGAUUUGUCUUUGAGCCCUUUCUUCAUUCUUAUAGAGAAAUUUAGGUUGACUGUACAAUACUUCACACAUGGCUAAUAGCCAAUUCAUCUUUAACCUGUCAAUUGACUCUUGACAGUAGUCACAUUACCAUGUUUAUUGAGGAAUACUAUUUUGGAAUCCCAAAGUGUACCGACUACUUGUUGACAGAAUACCCACUUCUUGUAGCAUUGGAACUGUAACCAUUCUUCUGUGUCCCUGAUACAUAUUGAACUCAACAGAAUGCAAUUUGUAUGUGCUGGAUCAUGUUAUUAUUAAUAUUUUAGAUUAACUAC
Tripterygium wilfordii is the source of this 2884-nucleotide messenger RNA. RefSeq lists its product as uncharacterized. The transcript has 2 exons. Bases 464 to 2545 code for a protein of 693 amino acids. NCBI's taxonomy places the organism in Eukaryota, Viridiplantae, Streptophyta, Magnoliopsida, Celastrales, Celastraceae. The record is from RefSeq and is a predicted model, not a curated record.